AUGGCGGAUAACGACUCGACUGCGCAGAUGGCCGUAACCCUCCAGCUUCCCACCUUCUGGGCCCACAGACCAUCUGCAUGGUUCUCCCAUGUGGAAGCUCAGUUUGCCUUGAGACACAUUCAAUCACAAGAAACUAAGUCCAACUUAGUCAUCGUCAGCUUACCGGAAAAUGUGAUCGAAGACGUCUCAGAUGUGCUAGAUGACCCAGCACCGAAUCUUUACGAUCGCCUCAAAACCGCCCUCAUCAAACGUGUUGCACUUACUGACCAGCAGAAAGUGCAAGAACUUUUCAGGGAUGUGCAUCUGGGUGAUCGCAAGCCGACGCAACUGCUUCGUCAGAUGAAGCAGCUGAUUGCUGACUUCAACAUUGAUGAAGCAUUUCUCAAGCAACUGUGGUUACAGAGGUUACCACAGUCGGUUCAAGGGAUCCUCGCACCCUUCCAUAAGUGUCCCUUAAUAGAGCUGGCGGAAGCGGCUGACAGAGCUGUGGAUGCUACGAAACCCAACACUAGUAUCUCAGCUGCACUGUCUACUGCCACGGAUUCGUUCAAAAACCCUCCCUCGGCUGUUGAGCCAACAAGUUUCGAUGUUAUAGCUCACAUCUCAAAAUUGUAUGAGAGUUGUGCAGCAUCAGGAACGAAAUGCGGUCUGGUAGUUCUUACAAAGGUCGCACGUCUCGCUCGCGCAACAGGUCUGCCUCCCGUACCGAUAGCAGACGUUCCAAAUCGCGACAAUCCCAACCCAGGUUGUGCUGGUACCAUAAACGUUAUGGUGCCAAUGCCAAAAAGUGCACUCGACCUUGCACCUUCGAGGCUAACCAGGCGGGAAACGUGUGAGCCAGCACGUGACGGCGACUAA
Molecule: messenger RNA, 858 nt
Organism: Heterobilharzia americana
Lineage: Eukaryota; Metazoa; Platyhelminthes; Trematoda; Strigeidida; Schistosomatidae
Source: the annotation of a GenBank genome assembly